CUUUUAGAUACAUUCUCGUUGCUUUGCUCAACUUAGCAGCACUUCGCCAUGAAAGCCGUUCUUCUCAAUUCUCAAACCCAUCUCUUUACUGGCAAGCAUGCUGUGCCUAAUCUUCAAAUCUGUAAGCCGCCAUCGUCUGGCACUCAAUUAUCUCUCAGGAAAAGAUCUUCUGAGUUAAUUGGGAGGAGAAUUUAUUUAUUAAAAAAGCAUUCUUUCCGGAAUCGAAUUGAACGGUUUUCGUUCAAACAUUUUUCGGACAAUCUACCAACUGUUUGUAGAAAUGUCAAGGCAGCUGCAGCUGCUGAAUCUUUGAAUUAUGAACAUUUUAUACCAAAGAGUGAUAAUGGACUUGCACAGGAUGUCAAUAAAUUGGAGGUUUCUGAGCCCAGGAGUAUGGCAUUUAGGAAUAAGUUUUUGAAUUUUGUACGGAUUGGUUCCAUAAUUAAUAAUGCUGCAGAAUCGUUUUUUAAGAGUGAGAUAAGGAGGCGGUUGUUUGUAACUUCUGUUUUAUUAGUAAUGAGCCGGGUUGGAUAUUUCAUUCCAUUACCUGGUUUUGAUAGGCGGUUGAUACCGGAAAACUACCUCAGCUUUGUCUCAGGGUCCGUUGACGAACUUGGUGAUUUAACACCAGAACUUAAGCUUUCUCUUUUCCAGCUUGGAAUCAGUCCUCAAAUAGGUGCAUCAAUCCUAAUGCAGGUGCUUUGUCAUGUGAUUCCGUCAUUAGUGAAGCUGCGGAAGGAAGGCUUAGAUGGUCAUGAGAAGAUCAAAAGUUAUAUUUGGUGGAUCGCUCUUGGGUUUGCAAUACUGGAAGCUGUGAUACUUGCUUGCUAUUCACUUCCAUAUUCAAUCUAUGCAGCCAGUCACAGGGUAAAACACGUGACAGUGACGACUUUGCUGCUGGUGUGUGGUGCAAUGACUACAACAUGGAUCUGUGACAAGAUUUCAGAGUCUGGAUUUGGUCAAGGAUCUUCUUUGAUUAUCUGUGUGGGCAUUUUGACUGGCUACACAGAUACGCUGUACAAAAUGUUAACUCAGCUCACAGGAAGUGCUUUGAGCUGGUGGCCCUACAUACUUACAGUAGUAGGUAUUUUCACUGUAGUGACUAUGUGGGCAGUUGUCGUAACUGAGGGUUGCAGGAAAAUCAAACUGCAAUAUUAUGGUUUCAAACUUGCUUCUGCGGCCAGAGAAGAUUCUCCUAUGACUGAAGUCGAACCAUAUAUCCCAUUCAACAUAAAUCCUUCUGGAAUGCAGCCUGUUCUCACUACAUCAUAUCUCCUGGCAUUCCCUAGCAUCCUUGCAGGUCUUCUUGGCUCACGCUUUUGGGAACAUGUUAGAGAUAUCCUGAAUCCUGAAACUUCUCGUGGCGCAGAACCCUGGGUUUUCUAUUCAAUUUAUGCAUUCUUCGUGUUCCUCUUUAAUAUAUUUGACAUUGCCAAUAUGCCGAAGGAAAUUGCUGAUUACUUGAACAAAAUGGGUGCGAGAAUUCCAAAUAUAAAGCCUGGGAAGGCUACCAUCGAGUAUUUGACACAGAUACAAGCAUCAACACGCUUUUGGGGUGGCGUGUUGCUAAGUGUUUUGGCUACAAUAUCUACCGUUCUUGAUCAUUAUUUACGCAGUAUCAAUGAGGGGUUUUCUAUAGGAUUCACGUCCAUUCUGAUUAUUGUGGGUUCAAUCAUUGAAUUGAGAAGAUCCUAUCAAGCCUAUAACGUAAUGCCAAGUCUAAGCAAAGCAUUGAAUUGGUAUGGUGUGUGACAUAUGAAGAGACCAUCGUGGUUUGUGGUAGCACAAUUUUUACUGUGGCAUAGUACACUAUAUAUCGACUUUCAGAAGUGAAUGCUUCAUUAAGAUUGGAAUGCCAUUCAAGGAAAAAACGGGGUCUUCUCAAAUUUGUUCGUUGAACUAGCAUUCCCUUCUGAAUGGAAGUGGUUACGACUCAAGAUGAGGUACCUAAUCUUAUCAAUGUCAAUGCAAGUAAAUUUUAAGUGUGAUCCACAUUCUUUAGAAAAUGUCGUAUGGAAAUAUGUCCAUAGAAUGUAUAGAGAUGUGAAACCUAGAAAAUUCGUGUUACAGAUGUAAUCUUGUGCCUAGGAGAUUAGGUGGUUUCGAGUUAAAUUGAAUAAUGCGCAAUUUUGUCUACAUGACUUGCCUUUGGAGAUAUUAUGUUUAAGGUUUUGUAUUAUCAAAUUUUCAGUUAAUUUUAUGAAUGAGAAUAGAAUAGGACUAGACGAUAUUGAAUUA
Olea europaea var. sylvestris is the source of this 2238-nucleotide messenger RNA. RefSeq names its product preprotein translocase subunit SCY2, chloroplastic-like. Gene Ontology annotation, molecular function: signal sequence receptor activity; transmembrane protein transporter activity. Gene Ontology annotation, cellular component: membrane; plastid envelope. Bases 49 to 1752 code for a protein of 567 amino acids. The transcript has 13 exons. Gene Ontology annotation, biological process: protein localization to chloroplast; thylakoid membrane organization; chloroplast organization. Lineage: Eukaryota; Viridiplantae; Streptophyta; Magnoliopsida; Lamiales; Oleaceae. The record is from RefSeq and is a predicted model, not a curated record.